Molecule: messenger RNA, 4530 nt
Organism: Rana temporaria (common frog)
Lineage: Eukaryota; Metazoa; Chordata; Amphibia; Anura; Ranidae
Gene: ARHGAP33
Product: Rho GTPase activating protein 33
Exons: 23
Coding region: 112-4044 (1310 amino acids)
Biological process (GO): small GTPase-mediated signal transduction
Cellular component (GO): fibrillar center; actin cytoskeleton; nucleoplasm
Molecular function (GO): GTPase activator activity; protein binding; phosphatidylinositol binding
Source: RefSeq, a predicted model, not a curated record
AGCGGCUGGAGAGGCGUCCUCUGCUCAGCGACUCCGAAGUUCCACGUUUGCAGAGACAGCUGAAGUGACAGUCGCCUGAGUCCGACCAUCCCCCGUCCCACAGCCUCUGGGAUGAUGGAGGUCCCCUCCCCCCCGGGCCAGGAAGGCGGCACAGAGGACAACGAGCCGGACAAGGAGCCCCCCGUACUCUACAGGGCUCGUGGUUCGGACACCCUGGAUACCGCCACAGAAGGAGCGGGGCGCCUCAUAACCUCGGCAGCGCCCACCAGUGUCAAGGGGAGGCCAACUAAGAGGGUGACACGUGGCCCUUUUGUAAAGCUGGCAGACUGUGCCCAUUAUCACUAUGAAAAUGUUAAUUAUGGCCCGAUCCAGCUCGCCCUAUCGGACUCUCGGCCGGAGGACUCCAGCGUCAGCGAACCAGAGGCGGUUUACAUCGUACAGGUCACAUGCCAAAGCCGUUGCUGGUCAGUCCUGCGAAGUUACGAAGACUUCCAAGACUUGGACUCCAAUCUUCACCGCUGCAUAUUCGACCGACGCUUCUCUCAGCUGCUGGAACUGCCCCCUCGUCGGGAACUACCCUCCCAUGAGCAGCUCCUGGCCCCGCUACUUUCCCGCUAUCUGAAGGCUCUCUCUGGAAUUGUGGACAGCAACAUUAACUGUGGUCCCAUACUGAACUGGAUGGAGAUUGAUAAUCACGGUAACCGCCUACUUGUCAACGAAGAGGCGUCCAUCAAUGUCCCGGCCAUUGCCGCAGCUCACGUUAUUAAGCGAUACACUGCCCAAGCCCCGGAUGAGCUGUCUUUUGAGGUGGGAGACAUUGUGUCGGUGAUCGACAUGCCCCCACGGGAGGACACCAGCUGGUGGAGGGGAAAACAUGGCUUCCAGGUGGGAUUCUUCCCCAGCGAAUGCGUCCAGCUGAUCACAGAUAAUAAGAACCCGUCGCCGGCAGCAGGUACCACUGAGGGUGAUGUAAAGUUGGCCAUCUCAUCGCCGCAUGGCUCCAACUCCCCCAGACCAGUCUGCCGGCGGCACGGGAAACUGGCCGGACUACUGCGAAGCUUCAUGGCGUCCAGGCCCAGCAAGCAGCGCCUGCGCCAGAGGGGGAUCCUGCGGGAGAGGGUUUUCGGGACCGACCUGGGAGAACACCUGCUGGACUCCGGAGAGGAAGUACCCAAAGUCCUCGUCUCCUGCACCACCUUCAUAGAGAAGUUCGGGAUAGUGGACGGCAUUUACCGCCUGUCUGGGGUCUCCUCCAACAUACAGAAACUCAGACAUGAGUUUGACAGCGAGCGGAUCCCCGAUCUCUCCCGGGACACGUAUCUCCAGGAUGUACAUUGCGUCAGUUCUCUGUGCAAACUUUACUUCCGAGAGCUGCCCAACCCCCUCCUCACCUAUCGCCUGUAUCACCCCUUUACUGAAGCCAUGUCGGCCACCGGAGAGGAGGAAAAGCUGAUUCGUGUUCAUGAUUUAAUCCAGCAACUCCCACCUCCACAUUACAGAACACUGGAAUACCUGAUGAGGCACCUUUUCCGACUCAGCGUGCAUAGUGACCGCACAGGGAUGCACGCCCGGAACUUAGCUAUUAUUUGGGCCCCAAAUUUGUUGCGAUCUCGGGAUAUGGAGACAGCUGGCACACCUGGAGCAGAUGCGUUUCGUGAAGUGCGAGUUCAGUCUGUCCUGGUGGAGUUUCUCCUGAUCAAUGUGGAGACUCUCUUUAGUGACACCUUCACAUCCAUAGGUCGCUGUGGUCCUAUCCGGCCCCGAUCCCUGCUGGGAGGAUGCCCAACCGGACGUCUCGUCAGCCUGCAGGAGGCCCAGGCACGCAGCCAGAGCCAAAGGGAGGCAGCAGAGAAGCUGGGAGCUGAGAAAACGUCACCCAACAAGCAGGAGAGGGCGCUGGAGAGCAGCGAUGAAAGGAAAGGACCACGUAGUAGGAAGAAGUCAAGCGGUGGAAGCAGCUGGAGAACCUUCUUCGCCAUCGGCAAAAACUCUUCUCAGCAGAAAAAGUCCCGCCUCCGGGAAAGUGCCGCACACCAAAGAGUGUCUGAAACGGUCACGCUACGGUCAGCGAAGAGUGAAGAGUCGCUCUGCUCUCAUACCAGCGGGACGGUGGGAUUUCAUCGGACUUCACGCCUACGCCGGCCACGCUCCACAAGCGACGGGCUCUCCUCUAGACUUCCUCAUUGCCGUUCAGUUGAGAGCUUGGCCCAGUCGACCCCUUCUCCGCCAUGUGUGCCCUCGCCUCCUCCCAACUCUGCCCGGCCCCAGUCUGCAUGGAUUGAGGAGGACUUGGACCUCUCCCCACCUCUUCCAGACACCGAUGGUCUCGGCUUUGACCCCCUCUCCUUCCGACUUUCAUACUCGGAUCAUGAAGAAGCAAAAUCUCCAACCAUGGUCAAGGCGGACAUUACCAGUCAGGCUCCGUCUCAAACCCGGCAGAGCCGGGUGAGUCUUUCUCCCACCGGUGGGUGCUCUCCAUCCCCUUCUCACAGUCCCCCGGAGCGCCUAGUCGCUGCUGUGGAAAGCCAAGGUCCCCGUAGCCUGUCCCCUCCACCACAGAUGUUAUCCUUGCUUCUCAAGUCCUGCCAACUCCGCCUCAACGAGAACUGCUUCCAAGAAGUGAAAGGAAAACUAACGGGGGUUCCAGGCCAAGAAGAACCUUCUGCAGGUGUGACUCUCUCUCCGCAGAAGAACAUAUAUCCUCCAGCUUUGCCCACAGGCCGGCAACUUCCACCUCCUCCACCUCCGAAAGACCCUGCGCGCUUAAUGGCCCUUAAACUAGCGGAGAGCGCCCAGCGUGCGCUUCAGUCUUCUAUGUCCACUGGAACGGUCCCAGCUAAGUCCUCAGUCUUGCGAUCGGCGCCCCCGCACCCGUCUUCAUCUGUUUUCCGACGUUCUUUAUCCAUGGAGUGCAGUGAGAGCACAGUCCUGAAGGAGGGGCCCCUGUAUUCCGAACUGCGACCCCCUGUGGCCACCCAACAUAGACCUCCAAGACCCCAGAUACACAGCACCUUGGUUUCGGGCUCCUCUCCGGUAGACCUUCGAAAGAUGACUCCAGCAGCGGCCCCUCCUUCCCGCGCUCCUCGUCUUCAUACUCGCUCCGGCAGCCUUCCAGCACCACCGAGUGUAUGUAUUCCACGCCCUCGUCCACCACCCUAUCGGUUCCCAGAGGAAGGAUCCAGGCUACCGCCUCACCGUUCGGCUCCACCUUGGCCAGAGCCGGAAGGCCUCUACUACGAGAUUUUGGGUGAUCCUCACAUGGCACCACUUAAUGCCUCUUAUGGGUUAAUUCAAGCUCCUUGGCCCUGCGUGGGUUCCCCUUCCUCCCACCCUCAUUCCAUACCUCCUCCAGGCCUCGGAGGCUGGUAUGGACGACAUCUCCCUCCAGACGCAGAAUUUCUGGGUUAUCAGCGUUGGGACAGAAACCCACCUCCACAUUUACGAUCCUAUGUUGUGGGACCUGGUGGCCCUUAUCAGUACGUUGGCACCACAGAGCAUAGAAGCCAAGGUCCAUUCACAGACUUGACUGCCCGCUCUUACCCGCAAGGGAAAAGGGAAGAGCCUAUUUACGUCAACCUUCCUCCUAAGAUGGACCUCGGGGGGCAUUUCCAGGGCCCCAGGGACUCCACCGAGCUGAAACCGGAACUCCCUCACAAACAGCGCCCCGGCCUGCCGCCUGGCAUCAGUAGGCAUGAAAGUUUUGGAGGGACUCAACCUGCCAAGCAGAAUCCGAACCCCCAGCCCGUACGCAGAGAGGGGUCCCUCAGCUAUUUUCGCCCACCUCCCCUUCCUCACGCAGCCAUGUGGGGCACACAGACUAACUACCCCGAGAACCGAGAGACCCCUAUUAUUACUUACGAGGCUCCUGGCGUAGGGGGGCAGAGAGUGGGCUACUUGCCCCCUCACUGCAUGCUUUCAGAAGGAGGGACCCUUUACGGGAACCUGGAACAAAGGGGGCCACCGCACCGAUCCGGCACGCCAGCUGGGUUUUUAGGCUCCCCAUGGACUGUGCACACGGAAGGACAGACUCGAAGUUACUGUUGAAGAAUAAAACUCCUCUUGCCCCCCCCCCCCCCCCUGUGGUCAAAUCAUUGACCCUUUAAGGACACGGCGCAUAAGAUGGUGACUUCCUGCCUCCUUCUUUUCUUUAUUUUUUUUUUGGAUGCUCCCAUAACGUGGUGCAAAAAUGUGACACUGUGACGUCACCUGUGGUUUUAUGGUGGGCGGGUCCUGGGUUAAAGUUUCACUUAGCUCGAUUUUUUUUUUUAAAGUCUGUCAUCAGUUGGGUGUUUUUUUCGGCAAACUGUUUGAUGUUUUUAUCAUUUUUGUUUAAUUGAAGCUCGUUUAGAACAACGCCUGGCCUUGAGUGAAUUAAUCAGACCCCCCCUCGUAAUAACAUCAACGCUUUUAACGAAUGACCCUUCUCUCUGAUGGCCAAUGAGAGGUCUAAUUAUCUCUGUGUUGAUGGCAAACUUGGAAAUAGGCCCAUUAAUGCCACAUAAACAAAAUGGUGUCUUUUUUUUAUUAUGA